Pararge aegeria (speckled wood butterfly) is the source of this 4980-nucleotide messenger RNA. Its product is annotated as metal transporter CNNM4-like. The transcript has 17 exons. The record is from RefSeq and is a predicted model, not a curated record. Gene Ontology annotation, biological process: transport; magnesium ion homeostasis. Gene Ontology annotation, cellular component: plasma membrane. Lineage: Eukaryota; Metazoa; Arthropoda; Insecta; Lepidoptera; Nymphalidae. The coding region runs from base 40 to 2928 and encodes 962 amino acids. Gene Ontology annotation, molecular function: transmembrane transporter activity.
CAGUUGUUGACUCAUUCAUUCCUGCGGCCCCCGUUUGACAUGGCGAGCGUAAGCGUACGGACUAGUGGGUUAUUAUUCCUGUUUAUGUUAAUAAAUGGCACGCUCGCCGCCUCACCGCCAUGGAUAUUUGAUGUGAAAGUGAACAACAGUACAUGCGGUGAGAUAAAAUGUGAUUACAAUUUAACAGUGAGUGGUAAAUACCGUUUAUGGUCGUUAACCUCAACGCCCGGCUGUUAUGACACGGUGCACGUCAACUCGGCGGGAGUUGAUGUGUUGGUGCGGGUUGAUAGGUUGACCAAGUGGUAUUUUUGUGCUAAAAGUGAUGAGGAUGGCGGGUGGAUACCGCAGGACGUGGGUUUGGAGGGCGGUGACGUCAUCGCUUACGAACGCUCCUCGGAGAAUGAGGUGGAGGAUAUACCGCGUGAAGAGCUGACAGACCUGUAUGAUGAUGCGGAAGCCAAGAGCUACUACCGGGACCUGGCUGUGAACAGGUUCGGCGACGAGGCGAGCGACUACGAUGUGGAGAUGUUCUCUUACGUUAACCCCGGGGACAGACAGCAUCGGCUGCGGCGACGGGUCGAAGACAAUGCGCACUCAGAUCAUCACCGCCCGAGAAGGCAAGCAGACAAUGAAACCGGCAGUCCACCAGAAGGCGACACAGAUAAUGCCAAUCCAGAAACACCCGCCAAAGAGGAUGGUCAAAAUUCCACAAAUCCAAAAAUCGAUCCCGUUACCAAUGGGGCAACUAUGAAGCUUCGAGUCAUGGGAUUGAGGGUGGAGGCAGCUGCCAAGGAGCCCAAGCUGGUGGAUGAGAUGAUACCCUCAGUACUCCGUGACACCAAAUUCGACCUGAGGCUCUUCGGCGAAGGCUUCACCAACGAGACCACGAUCGCGUUCACGCAUGCGCCUGAUAUGUACGGGAUCCCGUGCCGCUUCCUGUUGCAAUAUGGAGAGCACAAGAUAAAACAGGUGGAGCCAGAUUCCGGCCUCUUCGAACUCCUCGCUCCGCCCCCUAACGAAAACUACAUCUUUUACGUGUGCGCCAAGAACUCCCCCGGCGAGGAGUUCGUCCACCAGGGGCAGGAGAAGUGGAAGAUCCUCGCCACCCACAACAAGAUGCUACCCCUUUGGGCGUCUUUAAUCUUAAUUGUUAUUCUACUGAUGCUAGCGUCUCUCUUCUCCGGGCUAAACCUUGGACUGAUGGCCUUGGAUAGGACUGAACUGAAGAUUAUAGCUAAUACAGGCACAGAGAAAGAGAGGAAGUACGCGCGCGCCAUCAUGCCGGUCCGCUCGCACGGCAACUACCUGCUCUGCACCAUCUUGCUUAGCAACGUGGCCGUCAACAGCACCUUCACCGUGAUCCUCGACGACCUGACGUCGGGGUUGGUGGCGGUCAUCGGCUCCACCCUUGCCAUUGUGUUCAUCGCCGAGAUAACCCCGCAGGCGAUCUGCGCAAGACACGGCCUGUUCAUCGGCGCUAAAAGCAUCUGGAUCAUGAAGAUUGUGAUGGGCAUCUGUGCACCGUUGGCGUGGCCAACGAGCAAGUUGCUGGACUACUUCCUCGGCGAAGAGAUCGGCACGCACUACAACAGAGAGAGGCUAAAGGAACUUGUCAAGAUAACAAACCACGUGAACGAUCUGGACAAAGAGGAGGUGAACAUAAUAUCCGGCGCGCUCGACCUGCACAAGAAGACAGUGAGGGAUGUGAUGACGAAGCUCAAAGACUGCUACAUGCUGCCCAUCGACAGCGUGCUAGACUUUGAGACCAUGACUGAGAUCGUCAAGUCAGGUUACUCCCGUAUCCCGGUGUACGAGGGCAAUCGCGGCAACAUAGUGACGGUGCUGUUCAUCAAGGAUUUGGCCUUCGUGGACCCCGACGACAACACCCCCCUCCGCACCCUCUGCCAGUACUACCAGAAUGUGGUCAACUUCGUGUUCGAGGACGUGACCUUGGAUGUAAUGCUGAAGCAGUUUAAAGAUGGUCACAAGGGUCACAUGGCGUUCGCUCAGCGCAUCGAGGAGGGCGACGGCGACCCGGUGUACGAGACAGUUGGCCUCAUAACUCUCGAGGAUGUCAUCGAGGAGAUGAUCCAAGCCGAGAUCGUAGACGAGAGUGACGUCAUCAGCGAUAACCGCACCAAGAAGCGUCUUCUACGGCCGAUGAACAAGCUGCACGACAUCGCUGCAUUCGCUGGUCACCAGCACCAGCGGGUACACGUCUCCCCGCAACUGAUCCUCGCCACCUUCCAGUUCCUAAGCACCAGCGUGGACCCGUUCCGCGCGGACAUGAUAUCGGAGACGGUGCUCCGUCGCCUGCUGAAACAGGACGUCAUCCAGCACAUAAAGGACCGCGCAGAUAAGGACAAGAACGACCCCAAGAGAUACGUCUUCCAGGAGGGAAAGCCGGUGGACUACUUCGUGCUCAUUCUGGAAGGGCGCGUGGAAGUGACGGUGGGUCGCGAGAACCUGGUCUUCGAAGCUGGGCCCUUCACGUACUUCGGAGUUCAGGCGCUGACGCAAAACGUUGGAUUGGCGGAGUCUCCAGCGCCAUCGACCCUCGGUUCCCUACAGAACCUCAACAUGGACACCAUGCUGCGUCACACCUUCGUACCGGACUAUUCCGUGAGGGCCAUCGCAGAGGUCUACUACCUCACCAUUAAGAGAUCAAUGUACCUGGCAGCGAAGCGAGCGACCUUGAUGGAAAAGGGUGUCCUGAAUAAGGGCGGCACCAACGAGCAAAUCGAGCCUGAAGUUGACAAGCUACUCCGCGAGGGAGAUAGACUCGAUGACAUAAUUGAGAAUCACAUACCGAAAACGCCGCUGAAACAGCUUUUACCCGCAUCGGCGAGCCCUGUAACAAACUCCACGUUCAAGGCAUAUGACAAAGGAGACUCCAAUCCAGAAGAGGAAAAGCUGCUUAGCCCUUAACUACCAAAUUAGUAGAAAACCGUAACGUUCAGGCAACACUGUCUGUAAAACAACAAAUAUAUGACAAAUAAAUCAUACCAUACGAGAAAAUUACUAACCUAAUUAGUAGGAAAUUAUAGCGUCAGGAAAUAUGUGAAAAAGGCUUCGAAUAUUUGAAUUUGGAGGUUAGCUUACUGUCCGCCAUUUGGGUAGGUAUUUUUUUAUUCCCGUAAGAUAGAUUUGUAGUUAUAGUAGAAAAUAAAAGGGGUUCGAGCUUUUUCGUAUCGAAGCUGGCAUAGCAACGGCCGCCAUUUUGACUAUUUUACCACGCGGCGCAAGAAGAAAGCUACAUAGUAAGUUACCGGUUUGGGAUUUUGACGACCUCUUUGGUGCAACUGUGAGCGCUGUAAGUUUAAUUAGAAGGUCCUGGGUUAUUUGAGAAUAUAUAUAUAUAAUAAUUUCUGAAUUUUCUCUCGUCUGGUCAGGUGGGAGGCUUUGGCCGUGGCUGGUUACCACCCUACCGACAAAGACGUGCGGCGAAGCGAUUAGUGUUCCGGUGCGAUGUCGCGUAGAAACCAAUUAGGGGUAUGACUACCAUACUCCCUAACAGGUCAACCACCUUAGACUGCGUCAUCACUUACCAUCACAUGAUAUUGCAAUAAAGCGUUAACUGGUAGGUGUAUAAAAAAAAAGAUAGACAACGACAAUCAUGAAAAAUAGUCUUAUCGCGUCAGAUUUAAGCUUGAUUAAUAUUAUUACUGUUUAUAAGAUGAGAGACGGUACAUUAAAUACUAGGUAUUGUUAUUUCGAAAAAUAAUCAAAAUGGCGGUGGGUUUUUAUGCCAGAUCAGUCCAAUCCCAUAUAAGUAAUAUUAUCCACUCAUUAAUGACACCGCCUUUACAACUUAGCCUAGCUUUAGUAUAUAUCUUACUCUUGAUCAGAACUUAUCGUCUUAUACAGUCCUAUAUAAUUUAAAAUAAUAGAAAAAAUGGCGGAUUGUAGGCAGGUCACAAUAUUCAAGGUCCUGUCGAGAAGGAAUUGGUAGAAAAUAAUAACUGCUCCAAAAAAUACUACCAUUAUGACAAUUUUGCGGUGAAAGCUUAAUUUUAACGUAGAUUUUUCAGUUUAUUUCUUUAUUUAAUAAGUUUGUUACAAUCGCUAUACCACAUAAGAUUUUUUUUGUAGUAAUUUUAAUAGUAUUUAAUAUGGCAUUUGUUGCGUUAACAAUAUAAGUAUAGCUUUAGUAUAGUUUUUAGUUGAAACUACAGUACUUAUUUCGUGUUUUUUUUUAUUUAAAAUCAUAUAUGGCAAUUCGCUCGCAAUUAUUAUUAUUAUACAAUAAUAAAGUAUGGCGACAUUUCGAAAUAACUAAUCCAUAAAAAUCUCGAAAAAACUCAUCACAAGUCUUAUUUUUAUUGGCAAUUUAUUCAGUUAGUAAGAUUGUUAAAUUUGCUCCAUUUUUUUUUAUUAACUUUAAUUAACUAUUUGUUAAUAAUGAGAACAAAUUUGUCUGUGUUUUAUUAAAUAUAAAAAAAAAUUAAACUAUUUUAACGAACUUUCACCUUAAAUAUUUUGAAGCCAAUCAUAUAGCCAAAUUGUAACAAAUACUACAUUUUCGUCUAUAAAUAUCUUUUCCAAAUUUCUGCAUGAAAAAUGUCGCCUAAAUUUUACGUAUUGUUAAAAAAUUAAAAUGUGCUUUUAUUAUAUAACUGUUGUAAACGUUAGAUAUUCCUAUAAAGUUAAUAAUUCCACAUAUUUAUGCACGCUUUUGUGUUACGUAAAUACUUCCAUCCAAUAACAGAUAUAUGAGUACUUUUUAUAGAAAACUGUAUUAAAAUGUUGAACAUAUUUUAAAGAAAGUAGUUUUGCAUUUUAAAAAUUUGUUUUUUUUUUUACUAUUUUAUCAUUUUAUAGUAGGAUAUUUUUUGUAGAUUUUGUUAAAUUUUUGUCAUGAAGUCUAUACCUAUAUGCCUUUUACAAAUGUGUGCCUUACUAAAAGUUUAAACGAAAGUGGUGCUGUUUUUAUCCAAAGUAAUUUUAAUAUAUUGACCAAUACAUUUUUUUAUAACAGAA